CCUUCAAAGGAUUAAAGUUUGAUCCAAAUGAAAGGCAAAGGAAACACAAGAUCAAAGUCACAGGAUGAAAGGUGAUGCGGUCCAUGUGGAAUCUCACACUAUUGUUUUGUUGGUUAUAAUUCAGGGAGUUUGUUGUCAUUUAGCGCUACAAUGUGCAGUAUCAUGCGCACAUGCCUGAAGCACCUCGGUGUGAGGGUCAAAGAACCUCACAGCCUUGAGUCCGAAGAGGUCCAGAUGAACAUUCUCCCCAAGGUCGAGAAAAGCCUUAAGAAAGAAAAGGAAGGAGAAGAGAAGGCGAAGAACCCCAGAUUGCCCAGUAUCCUGGGACGUGCAGGACAAGGUGGAAAUCAAACCUCCAGAAUCCAGAGAGAUGGUGACCAGGGAUCAGAGCAUGAGCAUGACCCCUCAAACUGGCAACAGCUGGUGGGCAGAGAAGUCCUGGCGAGUCUCCACCCUGACGAAAUAAAGAGACAGAACAUUAUCCAUGAGUUGUUUUACACAGAGCGUGCACAUGUGCAGAAGCUGGCGGUUUUGGACCAAGUUUUCCUCCAGAGGCUCUCCAAAGAGGCAAUCCUGCCUCCUAGUGACAUCGAGAGCAUCUUCUCCAACCUCGACGAGAUUCACCAUUUUCAUGUUUUAAUAGUGGAGCAAAUGGUGGCCUCUUGGAAGAAGAAUGAGUCGUCACUCAUCGAUCAGAUCGGAGAUGAUGUGCUCGCUUGGUUCAGCAGUGGAGAUGAGAAGAUUAAGCAGGUGGUGGGGACAUUCUGCAGCAAUCGGCCUUCUGCUCUGGAGAUCAUCAAGCCCAGUGCAGAAGAAAGAUUCAGGGUUCUCUUCCUUUAUCCAGGAGGCAGAAAGCAACGGUGCCAUUGGUUACAGCUGAAAGACCUCAUUCCAGUAGAGAUGCAGCGGUUCACCAAGUAUCCUCUGCUACUCGACGCCAUUGCCAAAUACACAGACAACACAGUAGACAAGGACAAAGUGAAGCAGGCGGCAAACCACUGUAGGGAGAUCCUAAAUCAUGUCGACCAGGCUUUGAAGGAAUCUGAGGACAAGCAGAGGCUUGAGAGAAGACUGGACCCCUCCGCUCUAGAGAAAGACAACCCUAUGUUCCUGGAGCUAAAAAACCUGGAUCUAACCAAGAGAACGAUGGUGCAUGAGGGGCUACUGUCAUGGAAACUGUACAAGAACAAAACUAUUGAAGUGUACUCUCUCCUCCUGGAGGACAUCCUGGUUCUGCUGCAGAGGCAAGAUGGGCUUCUGAUACUGACAUGUCACAGCAAAAAACCGGCAGACACCAACCAUAUCUUAAGCCCCAUCAUCAGACUCAACACUAUACUGGUGCGCCCAGUGGCCACAGACAGCAAGUCGUUCUUCAUCUUUUCCAUGUCUGAAGACAGAGAACAGGUCUACAAGCUGAUGGCGCCCACAGUUGCAGAUCAGAGAAUGUGGCAGGGUCUACUCAACGAGAGAGCUGAAGCCUUGAGAGUGAAACCUUACGCCAUAUCAUGACCUUUAGAUCUCCAUUCCAGAGAGCAUCAAUAUUGCUCAAAUAUACAUGAUCAUGUGUUCCAUUCUUCUGGAGCUUUUAUUAAAUGUCAACAAUUUGAGAUGAUCUCACAGGCUUGGGCAAUUGAUUAUCUAUUAGUUACAUCUCUUGAUUAUCUAUUGUGACAUCAUGCAGAUAUAUUCAACCCUGUCUCCUCAAAACUCUAUAUGUUAGGAAUAUACUGUUUUAAGUCAUAAACUAAGGACAAAUUGGUGUGUGCCAGUGUCAACAUCCAGAAACAGUUAAACAUGAAAGGGAUCAACAAAAACCUAGACUUUGACUUUGAUCGUCUGUGCUGAAGAAUCUUUGAAACUUUGAAAUUUGAUUUUUGGACUUCCAAAAUGUGAUUGGGAAGAAAAAAAUGUUCUACAAAAUAUAACAAAUAUAAACAAAACUCAAGUGCAAAAGGUUCUAGUGACAAAGUGCCCCUCCUUACAAGCAUCAACAAAGCAUUUUCAUGCAGAAAGGGAUAAAGGGGUAGAAGAUAGAUGGAUGAAAAUGCCAUUUGAUUGACUGAUUAGAUAUUUGUAUUAAAAAGCAAUUGAAGAUGUGUAUCUAAUAAAAUAGUCGGUGAGUGUAUUCUUCUGAGUUCCACUCCUGCCUCUCCUGUCUCUGGUCCUGCGCAUAUCACCCUGUAUCCUGCUGCCCUGGAUCAGUGCUCUGCUUCCCCCGGAGAUCCAACUGGACCUGCGUCCCUGAACCAUAUCCCCCUGGCUGCAGCUUUUAUCACUAUCCCCAUGUUAAUUAAAAAUAAAAAGACAUAAGC
Messenger RNA from Solea solea (common sole), 2312 nucleotides. RefSeq names its product rho guanine nucleotide exchange factor 12-like. NCBI's taxonomy places the organism in Eukaryota, Metazoa, Chordata, Actinopteri, Pleuronectiformes, Soleidae. Gene Ontology annotation, molecular function: G protein-coupled receptor binding; guanyl-nucleotide exchange factor activity. The record is from RefSeq and is a predicted model, not a curated record. The transcript has a single exon. Gene Ontology annotation, cellular component: cytoplasm. Gene Ontology annotation, biological process: G protein-coupled receptor signaling pathway. The coding region runs from base 151 to 1509 and encodes 452 amino acids.